CCAAUCAGAGCUCGUGCGGGCUCCGCUCUUGACUCUGCCUCGCGCUAACUAUGCGCGUAGUGUCGCGCUGCUGAUCCGCUCGCUCGCGCCGCAUUCCGAGAGAGAAUCCGGACCGGGAGAUACACCAGUGAGAGAGCGAGAGAGAGCGCGCGCUCUGCGAUAAGCAACCUUGGUUUUCACUUCAUCUGGUCCUCUCAUCUGGCGCGUGCGGGGAUGCUCUUCGCGUGAGGGAUAUUUGCGUGCCUGUCGGUCGUUGUUUUCUCUUAAGGGGUCACUUUGGAGCAAGGAAGAGAGGGAAAAGGCACGAAGAGGAGGAGAUUUAAAAUAUAUAUCUAUAUAUCUAAAUUUCUCAUCUAAGACAUUUUUGGAGCAUCUGUAGUAAACAAGAGCAGAGGAAGAGCGCGUGCGUUGCGCUCUGUGCGUUUUCUCUCUCUGUCUUACAGAAAAACAAACAAACAAACAAACAUAAGGACAACCUGCUGAAUUGCAUCACGGUGCUCGAGGAGCGAUACAGCGAUUGCAACUCGUAAACAUGAGCCGCGCGAUCUCAAUCUUCACCGUUUUGCUGCUGGCGCUUCUGUCUGAAGGACCCAGCAACGUCCACGCGGUGGAGUUCAGUUAUUUCCCUGACAACCUUACAGUGCUGGAAGGGCAGAACGUCAUUCUGAGGUGUAAGAUCGACGAGGAAGUGACCCACAAGGCCUGGCUGAAUCGCUCCAACAUCCUGUUCACGGGGGAUGAGAAGUGGUCUCUGGACCCGCGGGUGUCAAUGGCCAACAACAACGACAGCGAUUUCUCCAUCCAGAUCGAGCGGGUGGCCGUGGCCGAUGAGGGUCCGUACACGUGCAGCUUUCAGGCACGAACCAAGCCACGCACUGCACACGUCUAUCUCAUUGUCCAAGUGCCAGCGAGGAUAGUCAACAUCUCUCAGGAUAAAUCGGUCAACGAGGGCGAUGACGUGAACCUCUUCUGCCUGGCGAUCGGCCGGCCCGAGCCCUCCAUCACCUGGAAGGACUUAAAAUCUGGACGCACAUAUGAGGGAGAGUUUCUGGACAUCACAGAGAUCAAACGACAUCAAGCUGAAGAGUUUGUGUGCAUCACGAACAAUGGCGUGGCGCCGCCGGAUACACACCGCGUCAAGGUCACAGUGAAUUAUCCACCCAUGAUCACAGAUGUAAAGAAUAUGCCAGCUCAAGUGGGGAAGACAGCCAUCUUGCGCUGUGAGGCCAUGGCUGUCCCAACUGCAUCCUUCGAGUGGUACAGGGACGACCGGAGACUGGUGGAAAGCGACAACACACUGAGGAUUAAAAACGAGAAGACGCGUUCCCUGCUGCUUUUCACCAACGUCACCGAGAAACACUUUGGCAACUACACCUGCUUCGCCUCCAACCGCCUAGGGGCCUCCAACGCCAGCAUGCUUCUCUUCAGGCCGGGGGCAGUGUACGGCGGAAGCGUGACGCUAAGCGCCUGCCUAUCGGGACUCGUCUUCUGGCUCAGCCUCUCCAUCUCCGUCCUGCUGAAGGUCUAAUACGUCGCCGCCUCGGAAAGGAGUCUUUAAAUGACGAACCCAUCACUGUGAAUAAAAAAAGAAUUAUGCAUUAACCCAGGAGCCAUCUCUUGCAUCUUAUAAUCACCCCCCUCCCCUCUCCUCCCCACUCAUCCCAGUCCCACCCGUCUUUGGCAACCACUGGCCACUGCCUCUCCCGCUUCUCCAGCGAAGGUCACCUUUUCAAUGUUCAUAGCUGUUGUGGUGAUGAUUGUUUAAAAAAAAAAAAAAAAAAAAAAAAACGCUAAAAAUGUGAAGGUGCCGAGCGGAACACGUCUUUGUCUCAGUCUGCACGUGCUGGAUCAUGGUUGUAUAUUUGUGAAUGCUGUCACAUUAAUGGUGUUUAUGAGGAAUGUGAUAUGAUAUAUAUGAUAUGUAUGAUAUAUAUGAUGAUGAUAAUGAUGAUGGUCAGGUGACCCUGUAAACAAGCUGUGGCUGUUCACCAGCAGGCCACGCCUCAGUGGCCUUCGCUCUCUCUCGGAUCUGAGCAGCAGAAUCUUUCUGUGAAUGAUGUCAAAUCUCAUCUGCGCUAAGGGUCAACAUUAGCAUGGGGAGGGAGGGGAUAAACUUAUUUGUCCUCCCUCUUUUUUUGCAUUCGCUGGAGGUCUUGACCCAGGGCAAAGCAUGUGACCCCAGUCUGGCCUUCCAGUCCUUCCUCAGUCUCAUCACAUUACCACAUUACUACCUUCACCCUCGGUGUAAAUAUAUAUGCAGUAGAGGCCACCCCAUUAUAUAAUUCCAUAUACACCAUCCGAUUUACGGACUACAUUUCCCAUCAGCCUCUCUGUUUCAGGAUUUUUGGCUUGGAGGUUAUGUUUCUGGUGUCUCCCCCUAACCCCAACACAACCAAACCCCCACCCCCCACCCCGACCCCACCGAAGCCGUCGAUCACUCUUCCUUGUCGCUUGUUGAUAGCAUGUACUGGUUAGAGCUGUUCCUGUUGUGCCGUCCAUCCAAGCCCGAGCCCUCUCUAUAGCCCCUGCACUGUGUACAUUUAAUCUGCAAGGUUAACUGCUAAUUGCUUUUUUUUUUUUUUUGGUGUUAAUAAUGAUGAUGAUGAUGAAGAUGAUGAUCAUUAUGAUGAUAAUAAUAAUGAUGUUAAUUAAGUAUUUGAACUCAAUAUGAUGGUAAUUACAUGUGAGAAAAAAAAUAUUAUAAUAAUCCCAGAGCCAUGUGUGCGAAAAUAUUUUGUACUUUGCUCUGAAAAAAAAAAAAAAAUUAAUAAUAAUUAUAAGGUUUUUUUUUUUUUUUUCAAAGUGUUGUGCUCUAUUUUGCCAUGAGAACCUUUUUAAAAAAAAAAACAAAAAAAAAACAAGGUGAUGAGCUGGAGUGCAGCAAAACACUGCUUUGAAUUAGCCCCGACUUUGUUAUGCUAGCAUGCCACGAUGCUAGACUAAUUUAACCAGAUAUUUGACAAACGUAGGGUUUUGCUGUGCAUCCGCACACUCACAAAGAGAGCAAUCAAUGAAAUGUACUAUAAUUUGUACCGUGUGUGUAUUCAACCGUUUCUUUUUAAGGCUCUGUACUGUAUCGAAUGUAUGCUAACCUUUAUGCUGUCCCACCGUUUUUUGCUGUAACAUUGUCAGCCAUCUUGCCGUCACAACCAAAAACUCUCGGCAUAUUCGAAAUCCCGUGUGCUCGCCCCCUUCGUACGUUACUUCCUUCCUCCAGCCGCUUUCGAGAGGGAGCCAAAUUAGUGGGGAAUAGAGACGUAAUUAGCGAGCGGAUCGCUAAGCGAGGGCGCCGUCGCUCUUCUCCUCAUCCCUCCAUCUGCUGAGGAGCAGAGCUCAUAAAUCUAGCUCAAUCCAGGCACUGACAGGGACCCUCUUCAAGGACGACAGUGUCUUGGUGGUGACUAAUUAACCACCACUUAAAGGCGCGUAGAGAAGACGCUGCGACCAUGUGCUCGGCGGCGCAUGGCUUAACAGUGAGCGCUGGUUUCCGCAUCGCGUAUGCCGUAUGCAAGCUCUUACAUUCAUGGACAAAAAGCACGGUUAGGAGCCGAUCAUUCAGUCACGUAAGUGCUGUAUAUAGCAUGUUUUGACAUCGUUGUGUCCCCAUAGCUAAUUUUGUCAAAUCCAGCAAUAACCAAACUAAAACGUAAAUGUAAAGAAGUAUCUAAUUGGCGUAAUCUGUUACGUGUUGACCGGAGUGCCAUGCUAAUCUAAUCCUGAAAGUGUUGUGUGAUAAAUUAAUGUCAUGUGUGUGAUGGAAGGAGCUCUGGAAGCGGAGUUUAAAGGUUGACCCGGCCUACAUGCUUCUCCAUACCCGUUCCAUCUCUCUCUCUCUCUUCCUCUCUCUCUCUCUCUCUCUAUCUACCUAUCCAUCUAUCUAUAUGGAUCUAUCUAUGGUGUACAAAUCCGUACUGUAUAGCCACAAUUGCAACACACACUUGCAUGUUUUUGAGAUCCCAUCCAAAAAUUUUCUCAUUUGGGUUCAAUUUGAAGCACAAAACCGGUCCCAGUGCUAAUUUUUCUCUGUAUCUGUCUGUCCUUGUCCCUCUUUACUUGUUCACGACUGCGCCCGUGUAAAGCUCAAUGAUCCAUGGCAAACCUAUCUGUGCUCAUGUUUUCUCCUGAACAAUAAGUAAACAAACAAACAAACAAAAAAAAAAGAUAUGUCAUGUUUCUCAAUGUGGGUUAUAAAAAAAAAAAAAAGCAUGUCAGUGUUUUGUUAUGGGUGGAUUUUCCUUUUAAGAAAAAAAAAAAGUAUGAAUAUGAAAAGUGUGUGUGUGUGUGUGUGUGUGUGUGUGUGUGUGUGGGAAAGGUUGGCUUUAAAAUAUGGAAGAUUGAAGUGUGAUUUGAUAUGAGCUCCCCUGUAGAGAUGAGUGAUUGUGGGUUACCUGGAGGUCUGGUUUGGGAGGUGAAGAGAGGCAUGUGAGGCAGGAAGGGUGAGAUGGGCCAGCGCUGACCAGACACUGAACUCCCUCUGUAUGCAUGCGAUUAACUGGAAGGCAGCAGCUACAUAUCAGCUUGUGGAUCCAUUUUUUAUAAAGGCAGAUUGCGUCUAUUGAUUUUCCUGCCGCUUCGCUCUGCUGCUUAUGUCCACACAUUUAAAAUGCGCUUCAAUUCUAAUGUCCUACUAGUGUCCAAUAAUACUGAUGGAUACUACAUGCGUUAGUAAGAGGCUUCUAAUUCAUCCACAAACGCUGCAAUUAUUUUUCUUUAGCCACAUGGACGCUCACAACAUAUCCAUGAGCUUCCACAUGUCCAAUCAGGAGGCACUUGACCGUACAGGUGUCCAAUCAGGAGGUGUCUGGAUUUACACGCGUUCAAACAGGAGGCACUUGAGGUUGCACGUGUCCAAUCAAGAGGCACACAAGUGUCCAAUCUUGUCCCACUUUGCCUUAUAUGUGGCCAAUCAAGAGGUAAGUGCGUGCGCUUACAUCAGUCCAAUCAGGAGGAACCUGAGCUUGUACCCAUCCAAUCAGAAGGCACCUGAACAUUCCCUGCAGGACUUUGAAGAAAUGAUAUGUGUCUUAAUUUCUUUGUAGGAUAGUAAAAUAUCUCUGCUGUCACGAUUUUACAUUUCAAUUUAUUGAUUUAACAGCCAUCUUUUCCCAGAGUGGCUUUUUGCACAGACCGAACCAGUUCGUGGAAUGAAACCAAAAUCAGAAACGAAUUAAUGGUAAUUUGCUACGAACAAAAACGCAAAUAUAAACGUAAUCGUCCUUGUUCGGAAGCAUUCGUUUGAAUCUGUUACCAGUUAAUAACUAAAUAAAAAUGAAUUAUUUAAAAUAGUUUAGCCUUAUACGACAACAUUUUUCUACAUCUAUCUACUAUUUUAUCAUAUUAAACCUACAUACCGCCUCUAAAAAAUGAUAGGAAUGGACCAUUUUGUUCUCUGUUGGUUGUAAUGUUAGGGACGUUAUGCGGGGGUUAGAAGACAAUAAGGAAAAGGUUCUAAUACGUUUUUUUUUUUUUAAAAGUUCUGCUCAAUGUAGUUUAGUGUUUCAUGACGCUUUAAGGUAUAAAUCUGAACAACUGAAGGUUAAGAGUAUUGCGUAAGGAUUUAAUGGUGCCUUGCUGAUAGUAAUGGGAAUUCGAACUGACAUCCUUCUGAUCACAGAUACAGCAGUUUAACCCUUACUGAACUGAGUAGAUUCAUUUUAUGUGAAUGCUUUAAACCAAACCUUUAAAUUUGUUUUUAACCAAAUAUAAGGCAUAAUGCUAAUUUAAUUAUAGAUAGAUAGAUAGAUAGAUAGAUAGAUAGAUAGAUAGAUAGAUAGAUAGAUAGACAGGCAGAUAGAUAGAUAUAUAGAUAGAUAGAUGGAUAGAUAGAUAGAUAGAUAGAUAGAUAGAUAGAUAGAUAGAUAGAUAGAUAGAUAGAUAGACAGACAGAUAGAUAGAUAGAUAGAUAGAUAGAUAGAUAGAUAGGUAGAUAGAUAGAUAGAUAGAUAGAUAGACAGACAGAUAGAUAGAUAGAUCGAUAGAUAGAUAGAUAGAUAGAUAGAUAGAUAGAUAGAUAGAUAGAUAGAUAGAAUUAUUAUGAAUGAGGUGUUAGGUGUUUUUUUUUUAAUGACUCAAUAAUAUAUAAGUUUCACUUUAAGGAGUUUGUAUGAAAAUCUCAUUUUAUCCGAUCAUCUUAUCAUAAUCUAUGGUCAUUUUGUUGCAUUUUGUAACAUUUGUAAAGUAAUAUUCAGAGGACACUAUAGAAAAUGGCAUAUUUUAAUGGUUUAAAUUCAAUAACUGAACAACAAGACAAUUAUUCAUUUGAGACGUAAUUAGUAAUACUUUGAGAAAUGUCAGCGCUUAUGGAUACUGUGUAUCUUGAAGUAAAGAUGAGAUCUCUGUGAGUUAGAAUUGGACACAACAAAAUAAACAUAAGGGUUUGUUUAUUUGUGUUUUUUGUUGGGGUUUUUUUUUUUUUUUUUUUUUAGAAAUAGCAUAAUUCAGUAUCUUUUCAUAGAUAAGAACAGUUAUUGUCACAGACAGAUAAUGCAGAUAGAACAAAGAGAAAAGAUUCUUCUGAAAGAUAAAGAAAUAAAUAAACAAGGAAAGAUUGCUUUGAGAAAUAGAAUAAGGGAAUGGAUGGAUGGAUGGAUAGAUAGACGGACGGACGGACGGACAAACAGACAGACAGACAGACAGACAGACAGGUAGAUAGAUAGAUAGAUAGAUAGAUAGAUAGAUAGAUAGAUAGAUAGAUAUCUGCACGAUAUCUAGACGGACAGACGGACAGACAAACAGACAGACAGACAGACAGACAGAUAGAUAGAUAGAUAGAUAGAUAGAUAGAUAGAUAGAUAGAUAGAUAGAUAGAUAGAUAGAUCAUAUUAAAGUAAUAGUUUGGUCAAAAAUGAAAUUUACACAUUAACACAGAUGGAUUCAUUCAGCCGAGACAGUAGGGUAACAAGCUGCAACCUGUUCUUCAGUGAUGUCACACAGACUUAUCCAUGUGGGUUAGGACACAGACGACUGUUAUAAGCUAUACCAGACUUCAUCAACUGGUAGAAUGUCCAGAUACAGCUCCAGCAAAGUAUUUCUGUGGAUCAAACUGAGAACUCCAAAAAAUACUGUAGCAGAGCCAAUCAGUGUACGGAAAAUAACUGGCUAUAGCUCAGUGAAAAACAAUGUUGUGUUGAGGCUUGUUGCAGCCAAUCACAUGCAUUUAUGUAAAUUACUUAGUCGAAGGCUGUUCAUCAAGAAGAGAAACUAUUUUGGCAGACUUUCAUGGAUUUUUCGUUUGACUUACCCUGUCUGGUCUGAUUAGUGAAAUGUCAGCAUGGCUUGUUCAAAACCAAACCAAACCAAACAAAACAACAUUUAAAGACGAGAAGAGAAGCAUGCAUUUAUUCUUUUCUCCAAAGUUCAAAACAGACAUCUCAGCUACGGUAUUAGUCAGGUGUGGCGCUAGUCAAAUGUGGAAACGUGAACUGCCAGUAUGAAACAAAACAUAACCCCUCUGAUGUGUUUUGAUUAUAACUAUGAAUUAAUCCUGAAUGAUUAAUCAUUAAAAGGUCACUUUUAUCACCGUUCAGUCAUGUUACUCGUGCGUAAGCAAGGAAAGAAUAAACAAAACUUCACUGUUUACCCAAACACUGUAACAUUACUGUAUGAGAGAUUAAACGUAACAGCAUUAAUGCCAUGGAAAGACUUCACGAUGAUACAUUGACACACAGGGUAUACAUAGACAUACUAACGAAGGGCUAACACAAAAUAGGUGAUCACACUUGGGUAACAAACUAAUGAUGGGGCAGGGGGUGGAGUCAGGAAUGGAAUAGAAACCAUCGACAAACAUGAGCACAAGGCAUUUAUGGCAUGGAAUGGAAGCUGUUACAGGUGCUUCUUGGGUCGUAUCUCCGAAAGAUGGAAUUUUACCAGAAAGCUGGGGCAAUUAGUAUGCAGACGACACAUUAGUUAGAGUUUGAAUUUUAACGUACAAACACAUGCGCCGGUAUUUCUGCUACUUUACAAACUUGAAUAUCUUGGCAUCUGUUUUGGAAAAGGAUGUUGGAGGAAAGACUUCCAUCACUUGUAAACAACAUCACCUGUAUAAUUAUUGUAGCUGCACGAAGUAAAGAAGCAAAACGCUGGACGUCAAACACGCCUCGGGUGAAUCAGGGUGUGGGUACAAAUGUGUAAAUUUCAUUUUAUGCUAAACUAUCAAUCUCCAUUUGAUGUUUAAUUAUCCUGCAAAUUAUGAAGCGUUUGUGUGCAUAAGGUUUUGACGCAACAGGUGCUGCUUGUCAGUCGUGUACAGCUGUAUUGAUAGCACGCCGCUGAUUAUCUGAGCAUAAUUCAGUAGGUGUAUUAAAACGAGACGUUCGUAGCCGAGGCCGUGUGUUUUCCUCAAAGCAGGAGGCGUAAGAAGCAACUCCGCUGUGCACAAACAAGCCCGGUACUCUUGGGUAUCGGCGGAGAUUGUCGUACACCCACUGGAAGCUGAAAUUUCUGUCAGUCAAAUGGGUGAACACAAGCUGUGGCAUAGCACUUUGGUAGUGUUUGGAUUGAAAGCGCUUGAUGUAACGUCACAGGUUAAUGGUGACGAGGUCGGUCAGUGAUUCGAGCCUAUCUCCCUCUCUCUGUGCACUUUGCCUCUUCCUCUUCUCCUCCACGCCUCGUCCUCCUCUUCUCCUCUGGAAAUCAGAUGUAAUGCCAUGAGCACCUCCAGCUCUCCAUUCCGGUCCUUCUGUCGUAUUAAUGUGUGUGUUUGGACGUGUGUGUGUGUGUGCAUAUAAUGUACAUGCAUGUGAGGGCGUGUGUUCUCUGACCUUGAUUGAUCAUGACCUACUUCACAUUCCAGUUCCCCAGACAAUUCAGUGUUUUCUCUGCAACAUCAACGGGAAAAAAAGAUGGAAAAUCCAGAGCAUUGUCUUCCACCUUCGACGAAUCCUGUGCCGUGUUCCAAAUCAUGUUUUAGAUUUUGUCUGUGUUUUGUCAUUUUAUUGUGUCUGGAUUUAUUUUUUUGUUUGUUUUUUUUUUUUUCUUUCUCCAAAGUCCAUAAAGGAGAGAACAAAGUGAAGGAAUUAAACAGAAGGGGAGAAAAUAAAACCGAAUUUUGUUUUUAACAUAA
Ictalurus punctatus (channel catfish) is the source of this 9061-nucleotide messenger RNA. It is a transcript of the gene iglon5, whose product is annotated as IgLON family member 5. The record is from RefSeq and is a predicted model, not a curated record. NCBI's taxonomy places the organism in Eukaryota, Metazoa, Chordata, Actinopteri, Siluriformes, Ictaluridae. Gene Ontology annotation, cellular component: neuron projection. Bases 533 to 1528 code for a protein of 331 amino acids. The transcript is spliced from 8 exons.